AAGCCAAUGGAGGAACGAGUGUCCCGGGAAAAAAAAGGCGAAAAACGAGAAAACAAAUCAUUUCUUAACAUUUUUAGUGAUCUAAGGUUUUAAAUUCAAGUAUUCAGAUAUGCCAAGAAGGAAGAAUAAAGGUUUAGAUACCCAAAAUGGUUCCGAUGAGGAAACAGGUGUUGGACUUGGAUCACAAGCUACCCAGAAACGUAGGGGUAGGAAAAGACACGAUCCUGCUGAAGACGAUGAAGACGGAGGAACACAGUCUUCUCAGGCUAAAAUUACUCUCAGCAAAGCCGAGAUGGAUCGGAAAGUGGCAGAUUUUGUAAGGUAUAUUUUGUUUAUGGAUUCAAAGAAGACAGCUGUUAGACGUUCAGAUCUCAAUAAGCAUGUCCUCAAAGAGCAUACAAAGUUGUUUGUUCCAGUAUUCACUGAGGCACAAAACAAAAUUAAAAAGACAUUUGGUUAUGAACUUCUUGAAACAGAACUGAACAAACAAAAGGUUUAUAUUCUGUUAAACAAGAUGCAAGAAGAAGCAAACCAAGUUGUUCAAAGCAAUGCUGACGAUCAGCCUAAACUGGGAUUGUUAUUGGUUAUUUUGGCAACAAUAUUUAUGAAAGACAAUGUUUUGAAUGAAGGUACUCUUUGGGAUACUUUGAAAAGACUUGGAGUUUUCAAAGGUGAAAACCAUGAAAUUUUUGGUGAUGUUGAGAAAUUGAUAACCGUGGAAUAUGUUAAGCAAAUGUAUUUGGACCGAAAGAAAGUCAUCACUGGUGAUACCGCAACAUACGAGUAUAGAUGGGGUGUCAGAUCACAACAUGAAAUAACUAAGAGACAAGUUCUUGAAUUCGUUGCUCAGGUCUAUGGCACAGAGGUGCAGGCAUGGACAGCAAAAUAUAAGGAAGUUGUACAGGAGGAAGAGGGUGAUUCAGGAAGUGAUUAGAUCUAUGGUGUGGUACGUCAUGUAGGUGGGAUAUUGCUUGUAAGAAUGUGGUUCUGAACCAUCUUCAGUGAUAGCCUGAAACACAGACCUUCAGACAGUGAUGACAAGAUUCAUUCUUCAAUACCCUUGACUAUUAUAAAAUAUGUUUUGUUAAUCCAGUUCUGAAAAGCUGUUGAAUGUAGCUGAAUAUAGCUUGUUGAAUAACUGUUGGGAGAAAAUACGGCGCAUUAGAGUGGACUCUUUAGAACUCUAUAGCUCUGACAUUGAUAUUUAAUAUUCCAUUUUUAAGGGAUUUUCUCUACAAAAUUCAUCAAUUGUACAUACACGUGUAAGCAUAUUGAUUCAUUAUAAACUGUUGUUUGUUAUUUCUAACUGCACGCGGCCAUU
Messenger RNA from Dendronephthya gigantea, 1321 nucleotides. Its product is annotated as non-structural maintenance of chromosomes element 3 homolog. NCBI's taxonomy places the organism in Eukaryota, Metazoa, Cnidaria, Anthozoa, Malacalcyonacea, Nephtheidae. The transcript is spliced from 10 exons. Gene Ontology annotation, cellular component: nucleus. The coding region runs from base 110 to 934 and encodes 274 amino acids. The record is from RefSeq and is a predicted model, not a curated record.